Messenger RNA from Aplysia californica (California sea hare), 3801 nucleotides. Its product is annotated as probable phospholipid-transporting ATPase VA. Gene Ontology annotation, molecular function: ATP binding; ATP hydrolysis activity; ATPase-coupled intramembrane lipid carrier activity. Gene Ontology annotation, biological process: phospholipid translocation. Gene Ontology annotation, cellular component: plasma membrane. NCBI's taxonomy places the organism in Eukaryota, Metazoa, Mollusca, Gastropoda, Aplysiida, Aplysiidae. The record is from RefSeq and is a predicted model, not a curated record.
CCGGAACAGUUAUGGCAGCAGUAACAACACACAAGCUUCGUUGCCAAUGGAAGAUCGCUUUCGAAAUACCUGAUACUGAAGCAAUUUUUUUGCUUAUCAAGUUUGUCUUGUGUAUAUAAUUUAACGUAUUAUUAAUAUAGGAACACUGGAUCUUCUUCUGACAAUUUUUUUUGUCUACUUACGAAAUGUAAGCAUUUCAGAGUGUCACAAAGGACUUGUGAAUGUCACAUUAUUGUGAUAAUGGUACCAUAAUACUGACACCUCCAACAAAACAACUGGCAACUUCCAGACAUCUAACCGGAGAGGAGUUCGUCCAGGAUGGGAAAUUUUCUAAAUAGCUGCCUACCUGGAAGGGGAGUGAAGCCUCAAGUCAGGCCAAUUGUCCCAAAUCACACUGUGGAUGAGAAUAUCUCUAUAAAGAAGAAAUCACAUCCGAACCAUGGGUACAGCAACAACUUCAUCAAAACUACUCGUUACACUUUACUGACGUUCUUACCCAAAAAUCUUUUUGAACAGUUUCACCGCUUCGCGAACAUAUAUUUCAUAUUUGUGGUGGCCUUGAACUGGAUUCCACAAGUGCAGGCGUUUGCCAAAGAAGUUGCGGCACUGCCUGUGCUGUUCGUCUUGCUAGUCACGGCUCUGAAAGAUGCCUUUGAGGACUUCCGGCGCUACAGAUCUGACAAGAAAGUGAAUAGUAUUGCGUGCAGGGUCUUUGACGUGAAAGAGAAGCGUUAUGUAAAGAGGGAGUGGGCGCACAUUUUUGCUGGAGACUUUGUGCAUUUGAGUUGCAAUGAGAUCAUCCCUGCAGACAUCUUGUUUCUCCGGUCAAGCGACCCACAAGGCAUCUGUCACAUUGAGACCAGCAACCUGGACGGGGAGAGCAAUCUCAAGCAGAGACAGAUCGUCGAACAGUUUGCUAAUGUGGCGAAGAGAGAAGACUUCUCCCCAACCAUGUUCCCUUACACUGUGGAUGUGGACGAGCCAAACUCGGAGAUCUACUCCUUCAAGGGAUCUAUCAACAUGGAUGGGGGAACAAAGGCUUCACUAAACAGCAGUAACUUGCUGCUUCGUGGAUGCAGUAUUCGCAAUACAGACUUCAUCGAAGGACUGGUCGUGUAUGCAGGAGGAGAGACAAAGGCCAUGUUGAACAACAGGGGCCCUCGUUACAAGAUCAGCAAGCUGGAGGGCAAGAUCAACCGUGACGUCAUCUGGUGUGUCAUACUGCUCCUCUUCCUCUGCUUCUUCUGUGCCAUCGGAAGUGGCAUUUGGCUGGCCGACUACAACAACCUGACGGAGAACACCAACCUGGUGCCCUUCAUCGCAUUUGGUGACCUUGACCAGUACAGUCCCCUGUAUCAGGGCUUCAUUGUCUUCUGGACGUAUAUCAUUAUCUUCCAAUACAUCUUCUCUGACAAGACCGGCACGCUCACGGAGAACCGGAUGGAGUUCAAGUCCUGCACCGUUGGAGGGGUGAACUACCCGCAUCUGCCUUGUGGGGAUGAGUCCAGCAGCCACAGUGACUACAACAGCCGCCAGUCCUUUACGGCAUAUAGCAGAGCAAGCUCUACCAUUGAGAACCUGUACCUGGAGCCUGCCCUCCAACGAGAGUUGUCUAACAUGUGCCUGAGAUCCUUGGAUAGUGCUGAGCUCACGAUCCCCCUCCAUGUCAAGCGAGUCCAGGAGUUCUUCUUCCUCAUGGCUGUCUGCAACACCGUGGUUGUCUCCUACAUCCAUGAGGAUGCUAUGGACGAGAGUGGGUAUGUCACAGAAGCAGUUUCUCCUAAAAAAGGGAGCACGCCUGGUACAAGCACCAGCAGAGAGUCGUUGAAUGUGUCAGGGGGCGGUACCCUUGGCUCCACUCGCAGUAGCGACUCUCUGGACCGGCCGGCCCCACACACCCGUAUGCAGGGCGGGCUGACACCGCUCAAGUCACGUUCCCUGCUGUCCCUAUCAGCAUCUGAAAGCGGAGGGGACUUCAUGUCUGAGGGCAGCGUGACGGGGUCCUCGUUUAUCUCGGAGGGUUCCGCCCGCAUGCACUACGAGGCUGAGAGUCCUGACGAACUGGCUCUGGUCAAGGCGGCUAGCACUUACGGCUGCAAGCUCAAGGGAAGGUCCCCAGGGAAGGCCAAGGUCUUUCUGCCAGCUGACAACGAAGAGGUGGAGCUAGAUGUGCUCAACGUGCUCCACUUUGACGCCGUCAGGAAGAGGAUGUCUGUCAUUGUACGGCACAUCAAGUCUCGCACCAUCAUCCUCUACAUCAAGGGAGCUGACUCUGCUAUACUGGAAAUUUUGCACUCUCGUUAUGAAAGUGAUGAGGAUGACAAACGUGUGAAGACCAUGACCUUGGAACAUCUCAACAGCUAUGCCAUGAAGGGCCUGCGUACUUUAUGUAUGGGCAAGCGGGAGUUGGAUGCAGCCACGUACGAGAGGUGGGCUGUGGAACACAGGAAGGCAGAGAGUAGCAUGAACAAUAGAGAUGAACUCAUUUUGGAGUCAUGCCUGGCAAUUGAAAAGGAUAUUGAACUUUUGGGUGCCACGGGAAUAGAGGACAAACUCCAGGAUGGUGUGCCCAGCACCAUUCACAAACUGCGGGAGGCCGGCAUCAAAGUCUGGGUGCUCACGGGAGACAAACAGGAAACGGCCGCACAGAUUGCCUAUGCCUGCCAUCUGUUUUCCUCGGAUCAAGAGUUGCUCAAAAUCAAUGCAGACACCAAAGAGGCAACGAAAGAACGUCUAGACGAGAUCCUCGCAGAUAUUCGGGCUACCAGAACGGCUGAGGACACUGAAAACUUUGGAUCAAGAAUAUCCUUUAUAUCCCAGUCAAUGACCUCGCUACGUUCCACAGUCAAUGAUCAGCAGAAAAACUAUGCUCUCAUCAUCAAUGGGCCCACCUUGAACUUUGCCACCCACGAGGACCUCCAGCGUCGCUUCCUCAAGAUCUGCCUGCAGUGUCAGUCUGUGGUCUGCUGCCGUGCCACGCCCAUACAGAAGUCUACGGUGGUGAAGCUUGUGAGGGACAAUCUGAAGAAGUUAACCUUGGCUAUAGGUGACGGUGCCAACGAUGUGAGCAUGAUCCAGACGGCUGACAUCGGUGUGGGCAUCUCUGGUCAGGAAGGCAUGCAGGCUGUCAUGUCCUCGGACUUUGCCAUCGCUCGUUUCCGUUUCCUGGAGCGCCUUUUGCUGGUUCACGGCCACUGGAACCACGACAGGCUGUCCAAGUUUGCUGCCAUUAUGUUUUACAAGAGUCUGCUGUCCGUCCUGGUUCUGUUCUGGUUCCAAAUCUUCAGCGGUUUCUCUGGCUCUCUGAUGAUUGACAGCCUCUACCUGACCAUGCAGCACGUCAUCUUCACGGCUGCCCCGCCCCUCACCAUCGGCAUCUUCGAUAAGGAUCUCUCGGCUAGGACUCUGCUGGCAGAUCCCACCCUGUAUAAACCAGGCCAGAGAGGGGAUAUGUACACUCACUGGACCUUUCUCAUCGUCAUGAUAGACAGCAUUUACCAGAGUCUAUGCAUCUAUUUCGUCCCUCACCUGUCAUACGAGAACCACGCGGUGGGGCUGUGGGAGUUUGGGACCACGGUGGACGUGUGUAUGAUCCUCACCAUCCUGCUGCACUUUUGUAUAGAAAUCAACUCCUGGGUAUGGCUACAGUGGGCCUCGCUGGUGCUGAGUUUCGCCCUAUUUUGGAGCUUCCUGCUCAUCUCCAACGCCAUAUUCUUCACCUUUGACCACCCGUCCAACCCGUACUGGGUGAUGGAGAACACCAUAGCCACAGCCAUACACUCUGCCAUCGUCAUCUGCUUC